GGCGUGGCUUCGUGGCUGGGCGUGGCGAGUGGAGGCUUGUCUGAAAGCGUCUGAAGGGGCUUCCAGUUUGGGAGCACCUGAUAUUCAUUAGCAGUUUCCCAUCCAAGGCUGACCAAGAUCACAUGGGACCUGGUGUCUUUGAGUUCAGCAAAAAUGACUGCAAUCAAGCAUGCCUUACAGAGGGAUAUUUUCACUCCAAAUGAUGAACGUUUAUUAAGCAUUGUUAAUGUUUGCAAAGCUGGAAAAAAGAAGAGAAAUUGCUUUCUAUGUGCAACAGUGACAACCGAGCGGCCAGUGCAGGUGAAUGUGGUAAAGGUGAAAAAAUCUGAUAAGGGAGACUUCUACAAGAGGCAGACUGCAUGGGUGCUUCGAGAUCUUGCUGUUGUUGAUGCCAAGGAUGCCGUCAAAGAAAGUCCUGAGUUUGAUCUCCAUUUUGACAAAGUAUACAAGUGGGUUGCUAGCAGUAUAGCAGAAAAGAACAUUUUCAUUUCCUGUAUUUGGAAACUCAACCAGCGUUACAUUAGAAAGAAGAUUGACUUCAUCAAUGUUAGUUCUCAGCUUCUAGAAGAAUCUGUUCCAAGUGGCGAGAAUCAGAAUGUAGCAGGAGGGGAUGAAGAAGUGGUGGAUGAAUAUCAAGAGCUGAAUGCCAGAGAAGAGCAGGACAUUGAGAUAAUGAUGGAAGGCUGUGAAUAUGCCAUCUCUAAUGCAGAAGCCUUUGCAGAUAAAUUAUCCAGAGAGCUGCAAGUUCUAGAUGGAGCAAAUAUCCAGUCCAUCAUGGCCUCUGAAAAACAGGUGAACAUACUUAUGCAGCUGCUUGAUGAGGCGCUAAAGGAGGUGGACCAAAUUGAACUGAAGCUGAGCAGUUAUGAGGAAAUGCUGCAGAGUGUAAAAGAACAAAUGGACCAGAUUUCUGAAAGCAACCAUCUAAUUCAUCUCAGCAACACUAACAAUCUGAAACUGCUGUCAGAAAUAGAGUUCCUUGUUAAUCAUAUGGAUUUGGCAAAGGGUCACAUCAAAGCCCUCCAAGAAGGUGACCUUUCAUCCUCGCGUGGCAUUGAAGCCUGCACCAAUGCAGCAGAUGCUCUCUUACAAUGUAUGAAUGUUGCUCUUCAGCCAGGGCAUGAGAUGCUUCAUGCUGUCAGGCAACAGCAGCAGCGCUUUAGUGACCUACGUGAGCAGUUUGCACGGAGACUGGCCAGUCAUCUCAACAAUGUAUUUGUUCAACAGUUUAUAGAGCUGGAGAAGGGUCUCAGUAACAGGUCCUACUAUCUUUCAGUUUCUGGCCAUGACCAAAGUUCCACUCUUGCUCAACAUUCCAUUGAGUUGACAUUACCGAACCAUCAUCCCUUCCACAGGGACUUGCUCCGAUAUGCCAAACUUAUGGAGUGGUUAAAGAACACAGAUUAUGGAAAAUAUGAAGGACUCACAAAGAACUAUAUGGAUUACAUAUCCCGAUUAUAUGACAGGGAAAUAAAGGAUUUCUUUGAAGUUGCCAAGAUUAAAAUGACAGGCGCAACCAAGGAAGGAAAAAAGUUUGCUACACUACCACGAAAAGAAAGUGCUGUCAAACAGGAAACAGAGAGCCUUCAUGGAAGCUCUGGGAAACUGACAGGUUCAACUUCCAGCUUAAACAAGCUCACAGUUCAGAGUUCAGGAAAUCGCAGGUCUCAGUCAUCUUCUUUGCUGGAUAUGGGGAACAUGUCUGCAUCAGACCUUGAUGUGGCUGAUAGAACUAAGUUUGAUAAGAUUUUUGAACAAGUCCUAAGUCAACUAGAGCCACUGUGUUUGGCAGAACAAGACUUCAUAAGUAAAUUCUUCAAACUUCAACAACACCUUAGCAUUCCUGGAACACCAGUGAGUGAUGCUGAGGAGAUUGAUGGAGGAACUUUAUCGAGAGUGCACAGUGCCAGUGGCCCACAGUCAAUAUCUUCUGAGAAUCAUAUGAUCCGACAGAUGAUGAUAAAAAUAUUUCGGUGUGUUGAGCCAGAGCUAAAUAACCUUAUUGCUCUGGGAGACAAGAUUGAUAGCUUUAAUUCCCUUUAUAUGCUAGUGAAAAUGAGUCACCACGUGUGGACAGCACAAAAUGUAGAUCCAACAUCCUUCCUCAGCACAACACUUGGAAAUGUUUUGGUGACUGUCAAAAGGAACUUUGACAAGUGCAUAAGCAACCAGAUAAAACAGAUGGAAGAUGUAAAGAUAUCAAAGAAAAGCAAAGUUGGAAUUCUUCCCUUUGUGGCUGAAUUUGAAGAGUUUGCAGCACUAGCUGAAUCUAUUUUUAAAAAUGCUGAACGCAGAGGAGAUCUAGAUAAAGCCUACUUGAAACUUAUUAGAGGAGUCUUCACUAAUGUGGAGAAAGUAGCAAAUGAAAGCCAAAAGACACCACGGGAUGUGGUCAUGAUGGAGAAUUUUCACCACAUCUUUGCAACACUCUCUCGGUUGAAAAUCUCAUGUCUGGAUGCUGAGAAAAAAGAAGCUAAACAGAAAUACACGGAUCAUCUGCAGUCAUAUGUCAUUUAUUCCUUGGGACAGCCACUUGAAAAAUUAAAUCAUUUUUUUGAGGGUGUUGAAGCUCGUGUGGCACAAGGUGUGAGAGAAGAGGAAGUGAGCUACCAACUGGCCUUCAAUAAGCAAGAGCUAAGAAAAGUUAUAAAGGAGUAUCCUGGCAAGGAAGUGAAAAAGGGAUUGGAUAACCUUUACAAGAAGGUGGAUAAACAUCUUUGUGAAGAAGAAAACUUACUUCAGGUGGUGUGGCAUUCUAUGCAAGAUGAGUUCAUACGGCAAUACAAGCACUUUGAAGGCUUAAUAGCCCGUUGUUAUCCUGAAUCUGGAAUUACUAUGGAAUUCACUAUCCAAGACAUUUUGGACUACUUCUCCAGUAUUGCACAGUCUCACUAAUAAUCGCCAAGCAUGAUAAGCUAGCAGGCAUACUGGGAAGAACGUUUGACACUGGAUAUAUUGUUGUUUUGAGAUUUCAAAUGAGUAACUGUAACUGCAACUGAUCCUCAUCCUAUCUAUUUGCGACUUUCCUAAAAUGCUAUUAUCGGUUUUUUUUAAAGUGUUAAACUGUACAUUUUCACAUGUAAUCCAGUCUAGUUAGUUUUAUUUUUCAUGUUGAUAUUAUUAGCUCUGUAUAUUUCUAGUACAUCACAUACUAAGUUCAUAUGCUUUCCUAAUCAACUGUAGUUCCUAGAAGUUAUGCAAUUUUGAGGUUAUUGUAAAUAGGGGGAAAGUAUUGUAUCAAAGCAUGUUAAUAUAUUGAUUGUUGCAAGAUCCAAGCUUAUGAUCUUCAGAAUCACCUUACAUGACUGUUGUUGUAAUUCUUUGGAACUGAAGUAAAACGAUUUACAAAGGAGUUGCAUACAUAUCCUGUGGCAGCUUAUUAGCUGUAUCUGAGCAUUACACCAAAGAAAGUUGCCAGCUGUUUCUUCAGCAAGGCAUCCAGAGAUUGUACUGCAAUUUUGGGGUUCAUACUUUUAUUACUGAGAGAGAGAGAUGCUAGCUGAGAUUUCCUUUGAAACACUGGAAUAACUUUCAUGUUCUUCAGUUUAGAAUAUUUAUGACGAAAACUGUAAAACGUUAUCAAUAACAGUUAUAGAAAGAUUGUUUGAAUAUAUAGCUAUAAUUUCUGGUCCUAUAGUGUGCAUGAGUUUUAGAUCAAAGUGCUAAGAAGGUGGUUGGGUAAAGCAAUUGCAAGAGACACCAGCAACAUUUCUUCUUUCAGUUACUUCUAACACUUGGACUCAGGAUGGUAAACAGAAUAAAUUGAAGCCAAGAUCUAACAUGGUACUUCAGUUGUCCAAUACCGAUGUAUUCAGUCUCUUCCAUGGCUCUAAAACCUGCUCCAGGCAAAUUUCUUAGCCCCCCCAAAGCAGGUUUAUUGGGGGGGGGGUCUACAAGAGGAAACAGGGAAUUGUUGAUUCAUGCAGACUCAGUACAUCAUUGGAUUGUGCUGUCAGAUUUAACAGGAAAUACUAUGAAAGUAGACUAAAGGGUCUGCCUUUUACUUUUAUUGAAGACAAGAUCUGUGGUGGUGCUUUUUAAAAAGGCUCAGAUUUCUCUGUCCAUGAUUCUAGAUAGAAUACAGUGAAAACUGUAAACGCUUUGCCUUACUGCACUAAGAAAAAAACAGGGCAAUUAAUAUUACUGUUGCUUGCCAAUGUAUCAGGAACAAACAAGAAAGGGGACUGAGGGCCAUAGCCUUGAUUUCAUUUUUGUUUCUAUAUUUUUCUGUAUCAAACUGUGUAAUGCAGCUCAGCCGUACUUACUAGUUCUUAACUUGAAGACACUCAAAUGAGAGUGACGCUGCAGAGAAAACAGAUGAGUUUUAUUCACAUUUCUGUAUGAGAGUUGCCCUCCUGGUGUUGUUGGAUUGCAAUUCUCUUUAGCCCCAGUCAGUGGUGAGGAAUAUCUGAAGAGCUAUAUGAUUCUCACUUCUACUGUGUGAUUAGGACUGGGCAAGUGGCACUGUUUGUUCAUUUGUUGCACUGAUGCAACAUAGCUAAUUAACCCGGGGUUCCUACAUUACUGUUCCAUUUAAUUAGAUACAGUUGGUUUCCUCUACCCACACAGCCACCUUUCCAGAGCAUUGCUGAUGUCACUAUAUCAGAGCUGUUCUUGCAUUUAAAUUUCUUGUAUGAAGGCAAUAUGAUCAAACACAUGAUUUAAUAAUCCCCAAAUAUUAGCACUUGUAUCCUGGGAAUAGGCAACGUGUGCCACAUUAAAUCAAAUGAGUUUA
Messenger RNA from Sceloporus undulatus (fence lizard), 4735 nucleotides. It is a transcript of the gene EXOC1, whose product is annotated as exocyst complex component 1. Gene Ontology annotation, biological process: Golgi to plasma membrane transport; exocytosis. Gene Ontology annotation, cellular component: plasma membrane; exocyst. Lineage: Eukaryota; Metazoa; Chordata; Lepidosauria; Squamata; Phrynosomatidae. Gene Ontology annotation, molecular function: phosphatidylinositol-4,5-bisphosphate binding. The record is from RefSeq and is a predicted model, not a curated record. The transcript is spliced from 21 exons. Bases 154 to 2895 code for a protein of 913 amino acids.